Molecule: messenger RNA, 3387 nt
Organism: Zalophus californianus (California sea lion)
Lineage: Eukaryota; Metazoa; Chordata; Mammalia; Carnivora; Otariidae
Gene: SLC29A3
Product: solute carrier family 29 member 3
Exons: 6
Coding region: 62-1483 (473 amino acids)
Biological process (GO): nucleoside transmembrane transport
Cellular component (GO): Golgi apparatus; plasma membrane
Molecular function (GO): nucleoside transmembrane transporter activity
Source: RefSeq, a predicted model, not a curated record
GCCGCGGCGGCCGGGGAGGCAGCGGCGGCGGCGGCGGCGGCGCGGCGGCGACACCGUGGCCAUGGCCUCCGAGGAUGACUUUCAUCACAGUUCAAACUCCACCUACAGAACGGCAAGCAGCUCCCUCCGCGCUGACCAGGAAACACUGCUUGAGAAGCUGCUCGACCGCCCCCCGCCCGGCCUGCAGAGGCCCGAGGACCGCUUCCAUGGGACCUAUAUCAUCUUCUUCAGCUUGGGCAUUGGCGGCCUACUGCCAUGGAACUUCUUUAUCACUGCCAAGGAGUACUGGGUAUUCAAACUCCGCAACUGCUCCAACCCAGCCUCGGGGGAGGAAUCCGUGGGUUCGGACAUCCUGAACUACUUUGAGAGCUACCUGACCAUCGCCUCCACCGUCUCCUCUGUGCUGUGCCUCAUGGCGAACUUCCUGCUUGUCAACAGGGUUCCGAUUCGUGUCCGUGUGCUGGCCUCGCUGACUGUCAUGCUGGCCAUCUUCUUGGUGAUGACCGUGCUAGUGAAGGUGGACACCUCUUCCUGGACCUCUGGCUUCUUUGCUGUCACCAUUAUCUGCAUGGCGAUCCUCAGCGGCACCUCCACCAUCUUCAAUAGCAGUGUCUUUGGCAUGACCGGCUCCUUCCCCAUGAGGAAUUCCCAGGCACUGAUAUCAGGAGGAGCCAUGGGGGGCACCAUCAGUGCCGUGGCCCUGCUGGUGGACCUGGCGGCGUCCAGCGAUGUGACGGACAGCACCCUGGCCUUCUUCCUGACGGCGGACGUCUUCCUGGGGCUCUGCGUCGGCCUCUACCUGCUGCUACCCCAGCUGGAGUACGCCAGGUUCUACCUGAGGCCUGCUUGGCCAGCCCACGUGUUUUCUGGGGAAGACCAGGCACCCCACGACUCCCCCAGCGCCCCUUUGGCAGCCCCUGGGCCCCGCGACCCCUCCAUACCACCCCUCCGCCCCAUCCUGAAGAGGACAGCUGGCCUGGGCUUCUGUGUCGUCUACCUGUUCUUCAUCACCAGCCUUGUCUUCCCUGCCAUCGCCACCAACAUCGAGUCCCUCGACAAGGGCUCGGGCUCGCCGUGGACCACCAAGUUCUUCGUCCCCCUCACCACCUUCCUCCUGUUUAACUUCGCCGACCUGUGUGGCCGGCAGGUCACAGCCUGGAUUCAGGUGCCGGGGCCCAGGAGCAAGGUGCUCCCCGGGCUUGUGCUCCUCCGGACCUGUCUCCUCCCCCUCUUCAUGCUCUGCAACUACCAGCCCCGCGUCCGCCUGCGCACGGUGCUCUUCCGGUCCGACCUCUACCCGGUGCUCUUCACCUCCCUGCUGGGACUCAGCAACGGCUACCUCAGCACCCUGGCUCUCAUGUACGGGCCGAAGAUCGUGCCCCGUGAGCUGGCCGAGGCCACGGGGGUGGUGAUGUCCUUCUACCUGUGCUUGGGCCUGGUCCUGGGCUCGGCCUGCUCUGCCCUGCUCGUGCACCUCAUCUAGAAGUGGGGGUGAUGGCAAGAACUUCGGUGCCGUGCGACAGACACUUGGGAGCCCUGGUGAGAUGGGGAGCCAGCGCCAGGAGGGCUGGGGCAGCGUGCAGAAGGGAGCUGCAGCUGGGCCGGGUGCAGAGCCGAGUUCACCCGGGCCUCCCCUCUCCCCGGGGAGCAGGCAGCUGUGCCGAGCACACAUUCCACUUUCAAGAGGUCUCCUGAAACCUUUGAAGGAGACCAAAAGACAUCUGAAUGGGGCACAGUGACCACAGUUACUCAGUGGACAAUGGGCAUGCCUAUCACUUUUCUAGCUGCUGGUUACAUUCCACCUUGUUUUAUAGCCUCUUGUGACCUUCGUCGCCGGUGUUGACUCCAAGCUGUUACAAGGCCGGUGCCAAAACCCAACCACAGGCCCUUUGCCUCUUCCGGCCUUGCUCCCUCCAGGGGACAGCGUGACGUGACAGUUCGCAGCCCUCCCUCUCCAGGGGGUUCCCCUAGAAUGGAAAUUCCCUGGAGGGACACCUGGCGGCUCAGUCGGUUAAGCGUCGGACUCUUGAUUUCAGCUUAGGUCUUGAUCUCAGGGUCCUCUUGUGAGUUCGGGCCCCGCAUUGGACUCCACACUAGGUGUGUGGAGCCUACUUAACUCCCCCCCCAAAAAAGGAAAUCCACUGGAAUGGCCAGUUGUCAGACCCAAGACCCAAGGCUGUGUCAGACCCCUGCUUUCUGUCGUGAGAGAGUACCUGCCAACCAGACGGGGGGCCCCAGAAAGACAGACCUUCUAGAAAUCCUCCAUUCCCUAAACUUGGGCUCCAGAAGGCUCCCCUGUCCUAGAGACUGAGGGGGUCAGGCCUGGGUGUUCAGACAGGGAUCCUCCAAGUGGUCUAUGGCUUGUGCCAGGGUGGAAGUCUUUUCCUGUCCAUGUUUACAAUAUGUCAAGCACAUUGGUUCAAGGGCAUAAUGAAUACCUGGAUAUUUAACGAGAGCCUAAUUGGUGGCUGGAUUAGUCAGGGUCUUGGCAGGAAGUGGCAUACUCCAAUUGGAUAAUAUGAGGAUAUUUGAAGACAGGGUGUAGGAAUCCUACAGGGUUGUGCUUUAUAUUCCCAGAAAUAGCAAGGCCCUUCUGCCCCUAACCAGGGCUAGGGGCAAGGGGCAUCUCCAGCCUGCUGUGACCCACAGGAGGUAGACCCCCUUCAUCCUUCCCUCCCUCCCAUCUCCUCGAAGCCCCUGUGGACUGAACCACAGCCAAGGAGCAGGCAGAGAGGUGGAGCCGAGACUUGGAGGGGCAGCAGGUGUCCCAAAAGGGGCCACCAGCCUCCUGGUCCCAUAUGCACAUUAGGAUAGCUCUGAAGCUUUGGCCAGCAGUACUGGGUGGUGUUCUGUGCUGGUUUGUCCUGGAUUAGCUGUGUAUUUUGAAGCUGUUGUUAUGGCAGGCAACCCUCAGAUUGUGUGCCCUCCCCCCCACGAUGGUCUGACAUGAGUAGUAAUUUGUAUUUCUUUAGGUUCCUUGAAGGCUUCUGCAGAGCUGUUCCUUGGGGGGAACAGGCUGGCUUGGGAAUCCGAGAGAAAGGAGCUAGAUCAGACCCAGGAGUUCUUUUUCGAGAGUCAUGCAGAAAGAACAGAGCUUGCCCCCCAAGAAGCACUAACCCCGAGAGCCAUAAAUCCACCCGCUCCUUCUCGGAAGAGCUCGGGCACCCCGGUGCCCUGCAGACAGACGAUUAGCCAGGGAAGUAAUCCACCCAGUGGGAGCAGCUUAUGUUCCCCACCAUUUCAGGCUAGGAUAGACUCCCUCUCUCCGGCCACAAAAUUGAAAAAGACACCCUUGAAAGGUUUUCUGAAACUUGGUAUCUAGAAGAAAAAAAUUUUUUCUAACUAAAAAUAAAUUCUCCUGUCUCCCCUCCCCUUGCAGGAGCCUGA